This is a messenger RNA of Aphidius gifuensis, 624 nucleotides long. Its product is annotated as trypsin beta-like. The coding region runs from base 1 to 624 and encodes 207 amino acids. NCBI's taxonomy places the organism in Eukaryota, Metazoa, Arthropoda, Insecta, Hymenoptera, Braconidae. The transcript is spliced from 2 exons. Gene Ontology annotation, biological process: proteolysis. The record is from RefSeq and is a predicted model, not a curated record. Gene Ontology annotation, molecular function: serine-type endopeptidase activity.
AUGUGUAGUGGAAAUAUAAUCACAAAAAAACAUAUUUUAACAUCAGCAUCUUGUAUUGUCAUAGAAAAAAAAAAUUAUAUAACUAUUGCCAGUAAUCUUCAAGUACUUGUUGGAGCAAGUGAUACAAGUAUGGGUGAUUAUUAUUUUGUUGAUAUUGUCAUGUGGCAUAAUAAUUACGAGCCAAAACAAUUUUGGAAAAAUGAUAUUGGAAUAUUACGAUUAGAACGAUCAAUAAUAUUUUCAUCGAGUCGUUUACAUAUUUUAUUACCAAAUUAUAAUGAUCGUUUUGGCAAAGUAAUGAGUUUAACGAAUUGGGGAAGCAUUGUAUCAGAAAUAAAUUAUGAUGUCAAAUAUCUUGAGUUUCUUCAAGUUACUGGACUAACUCGUCCAGAAUGUCGUAAAACUUUUCCUAGUUAUUUAUUAGAUUACGCAACUCAAAGCUGUGCAAAAACUAUUAAGAAAGAUGCUUCAAUUACCAUGGGUGACAGUGGUGCUGGCAUAGUUUAUACUGGUAAAUUGAUGGCAAUUGCAACUGCCUUUAAACCAGAUAAACCUAAUUUUUUUAUCUAUACAAAAAUUUAUCCUUUUGCAGAAUUUAUCAACUAUAUUAUAAGAAUGUAUUAA